CACUCGCUCAUUUCUGAGUAAAAACAUAGUUGUGACAAACGCUCUCCUUCUUUCGGAAAGACACCAUGAAAAUCGUGCUGUUGGCCUUUUGUCUAGUGCACUUGGCAAUGUUUGCGUCCGUUUCUGCAGACGAAAAAGCGGAUCAAGCUUCCGCUGAAUUUGCUGCCGGAAUGGAGGGAAUGAAUUACAACGGCGAUGAAACCAAACAUCGGCCAAUCUUCAUUCUACCCCGACCUCCGAUCUAUGGUGGCUAUGGCGGAUACGGAGGUUUCCGUGGGGGAUACGGUGGCCAUGGUGGUUACGGCAAUUACGGAGGCUAUGGUGGAUAUGGCUUCGGACCAUAUUAUGGUUAAAGAAGAAAUCGUGAUCCCGCUCUGCCAACUAGCUCUUACGGACCGUCCAACGUCAUACGGCUUACGGACAAAUAUUAUUAUAGCCAAUCGAACACAGCAUUUGAAAGCGAAUCCUAAUAGCUACAUAUGUUUUGAUAUCUCAUUUGUCUAAGCUACUUCCGCACAUACUACUAUGCUUUUUGUUUUGUACUAUUCCCGGUUCCCUUCAUUUUAUACAAUAAAAAAUGUCACCUCGUGGCAAUCAACUGUG
Molecule: messenger RNA, 603 nt
Organism: Daphnia carinata
Lineage: Eukaryota; Metazoa; Arthropoda; Branchiopoda; Diplostraca; Daphniidae
Product: protein suex-1-like
Exons: 6
Coding region: 66-353 (95 amino acids)
Source: RefSeq, a predicted model, not a curated record